AUGUCUCUGCCAGAAGUCCAAGAACCCCCAUACCCCCUGCAUGACUCCGUGAAGCAUCUACUGGAUCCCGAAUAUGUCGACUUUUACAACCAACACCUCAUCGACAAGCAGCAGGUCCACUUGCAACCGGUCGCUGCAUCGCGUACCAGCGGUGUGCUAAUACCGGGUGCAGGACCGAUGCUGCAAGUGGGCAAGACGCACGAUCUGCUGGUCCCCCGCCAGGCCACCCAAGGCCCUGCGGUGCCAAUCCGAGUCUUUACGCCCCCAGGCCAGGCCCCCCGCCAGCGGGUGGCCUGUGAUGUUAUACUUUCAUGGAGGUGGCUGGGUGUUGGGCAACAUCAACACGGAGAACGUGGUCUGCUCGAAUUUAUGUGUCCGAGGAAACUGCGUCGUGGUCACGGUGGAUUAUCGGUAAGAGUAUGCCUGGCCCCAACAAGCGGUGACACGGAGUUCCUAACAACAUUGUCAUCAUUCUUGGAUAGUCUAGCUCCAGAAGAUCCGUUCCCCGCUGCCGUCCAUGAUUGCUGGGAGGCCCUCCUCUGGCUGGUCCAGCAGGGGCCCUCGGCCAUCGCAAUUGACGCCUCGAAAAUGGCAACGGGCGGCUCCUCGGCCGGUGGAAAUCUCGCAGCCGUCAUGACCCACAAGGCUCUGACGCUUUCACCUCCUGUGCACUUCCAGGCCCAACUGCUCUCGGUCCCAGUCACCGAUAAUACGGCGACGAUGGCCAAUAAUGACUCUUAUCGUCGUUAUGAACGCGCGCCUGCUCUUCCUGCAGCGAAAAUGAUCUGGUACCGAAACCACUAUCUUCCUGAGGAGAAGGACCGUACCAAUCCCGAGGCUAGCCCGCUGUUUUACGAUGGGGACUGGUCCCAGCUUCCUCCUGCGUUAGUGAUGGUUGGCGAGUUGGAUGUGCUCCGACAAGAAGGCGAGCAGUAUGCCGAGAAGCUGACGAAAGCGGGAGUCUCGGUGAACCUACAAGUGAUGAAGGGAAUGCCGCAUCCCUUUUUGGCAAUGGACGGCGUGCUCAAGGAGGGGAAACGAUGCAUUACAUUGAUGUGUGAUGCGUUGCAAGAUGCUUUUUGGAAAUAG
This is a messenger RNA of Penicillium diatomitis, 1089 nucleotides long. RefSeq names its product alpha/beta hydrolase. The coding region runs from base 1 to 1089 and encodes 362 amino acids. The record is from RefSeq and is a predicted model, not a curated record. The transcript has a single exon. NCBI's taxonomy places the organism in Eukaryota, Fungi, Ascomycota, Eurotiomycetes, Eurotiales, Aspergillaceae. Gene Ontology annotation, molecular function: hydrolase activity.